UGUUGGUUGGUGGAUUGUUGAACAAACCAUUAACUUAAGCUUGUUGCUCAACGCGAGGGGGUCAUCGCGUUUCGUUCCUUUCUCUUGUACUUGUCUGCUUUCUGGUUUACGAUCUGUGUUACGAAUUGCUAUGCCUUUCCCCUUUACAUUCAGAUUUUCGGUAUCGGGUCUUCACAAUCCGUUUGCAGCCAAGUCGGCACCACAACUGUCCCGGGAUGGCGUGCGGGAAGGUGCACUGCUUGAUCCUGCAGCUACUAAAUCCCGACGUAAUCACGGCUUCCCCCCUCCCCGCCGUGCAUCUCCCUCACCUUCACUAUCACCGUUUGUACCACUAAACCGCAAGCGCGGUUGGGUCCCUUCUAUCCCUGAACCCAGCCAAGCUGCCACAAGCGCCGCAUCUACUCGCGGUUAUCUCGACACACCAGCCAAGUACAGAGACAUGGUGCAAGAAGCGCCCGAACGAGAAAUUGAAGAAAUGAUCGCAGAAUUACCUCCCGCCAAGCGGCGUCGCACUCUCGCUGGUUCGAUCGUGUCUACAGCGUUGAGCGCUGCUCUUAUCGGGACUGCUGUUGGUCUCACUGUAUAUCGCCUCUGGCGGGACCGAGGCAAGGAAUUAGAAAAAACACAACCACUACCGCCACCAUACCACCCGGGUGACUGGGUCCCCGAUCAUCCCAAGAAUAUUCAGUUUACCCCUCCUACUCCGAAAUCGCGUAAGCCUCGCCCAAUGCCUUCCUCUGUUCGUCGCUCCGGCACGCGACAUCGCAGGACGCGACCUCGAGGUCGACCAAUCACCCCGUCACGUAGUGCUUCUCCUACCUUCAUGGCCCCUCCACCUCCAGAGUUUGAUUUCGUGCAUGUAAACCAAGAGGAAGACAAGGAGGAGAACGAAACUGAGGCCGACGAAAUGGACUGGAUCGGUGAUAGGCUAUCUCAACUGAUACAAGAAGGGCACAGAGCUCUAAACACAGAGGUUGUGGUGAUGAGUGAAGCAAAGGAGGAUGAGGUAGACGAUGGUUCAGGUGACUGGGAGGAAGAGCAACCUGUCGCUGGUUCAUCCAUUUCCAGGCGCAGUUCCCUACGUCGAACACAUCGACCCCGUGACAUUCAACCCCCGUCCUACUCUGCCUUCCCUGUAUCACCUUCUCCGAGCUCGUCACCUAGGAAGCGCAAAUUUGUUGGAGAAGCUGUGCACCUUUCUCCUGUCCACUCAGAUUUUUCGAGGUUACCGGUACCCAGUACACCUCGUCGGAUUGCUCACGAAUCUUCGAGGGAUGUUGAUGCCUUUGCUCCUGUUACAAGUAGCUUCAAGGAGGAUGAGAGUGCCUGGCAGAGCCCGGAGCUUAGGGAGUCGAUGGAGAGGGCAAGAGCCCAAUAUCUUCAGAGAAGGAUGGCUGCAUGAUGAUCAUGAUGGAAACUUUCUGACACAUUACUAAUUGUAACUGUAACUUACUGACUGUUCUUCCCGCUGUUUCUUGUCAUUACAUGUUAUGGAAUGGAAUACUUCUGGUACUCAGUACAUGCUGUAGCAUUAGAAUAACUUCAGCCAAUGGUCAUGCGUUCAUGCGUUGCCAAUGUGAUGUGAUGGUCUUCUAGAUUCCAGAACCCAUGACUGCUACCGAAUUUAGAAUGGAACUAUUUUUUGC
This is a messenger RNA of Suillus paluster, 1646 nucleotides long. RefSeq lists its product as uncharacterized. The transcript has 4 exons. Lineage: Eukaryota; Fungi; Basidiomycota; Agaricomycetes; Boletales; Suillaceae. The record is from RefSeq and is a predicted model, not a curated record. The coding region runs from base 131 to 1402 and encodes 423 amino acids.